AUGGGAAGAAGAAAGAGAAGCCCGUCCAACAACAAUCACAACCAGAACUUCGAAGUACCGAAACUCGGAGCAGAUGCAAACACAAUCAAUGGUGAACAAUCACAAUCAGAUGAAACUGCAGAGCCCGUCGAUCCCGAUGAUAGUAGCAAACUGCCUCCGAAUAUAUCCAUCAGAAAUAGCACAACUAGUACCACUAGUACCACUAGAACCACCAGAACAACUAGAACCACAGCCACGUACUAUGACAAAGAUGCGGACAAGGCUGCGAAACUAGACAUCGAUAUCUCGGUCGCUAGAGCCUUCGCAGCAACUCCGUUCCCGAGAACCUCUGGAAGGCCCGCCCAGAACAGCAACAGCUCUUUCUCCUCGUCCUCCUCGUCCUCGUCCUCGUCCACGCCGUCUUUCUCUUCGUCGUCCCCGCUGUCUUACUUGUCGCCCUCGAGCUCAGUGACCACUGCCAAUGUGCAACCGUCCACCGGCGCCACUCCGCAGUACUUGAAACCCUCCAGCGCGCCUUGCGGUGUGCUGUCCAUGUCGUCCUUGAUGCGUAAGCACACCAGUGCCAGCUACAACGUCUCCCAGACCACCGCAACAGGCACCACCCACUACGCGAAAACUGUCUCCAAGUCUAGACUGUCCUCCAGCCUGGCCACAGAGAACCCCGCCACCAGAAGCACUUUGCUGAACACACCUCCACCUCACCUGCUCUUGAAGCGCUACCCUAGCGACAACUCCUCCUCCGAUAUCCUGGACGUAGACCUCGUUAUCGAGAAGUUGCUCAAGAUGGGUACCCAGCCCAACGGCACCGCACCGACCACCACAAAGUCCAAGCGAGACUUCCCCUUCAGAUCAUGGGAGAUCCAAUUGAUCUGCUCGCACGCUCGAGAGAUCUUCCUGGAAGAACCCAGUCUUUUGCGGUUGCAAGCACCAAUCAAGGUGGUCGGCGACGUGCACGGUCAAUUCAACGACCUGCUGAGAAUCUUGAAGCUGAGUGGUGCACCACCUGACACCAAUUACUUGUUCCUAGGUGACUACGUCGAUCGUGGUAAACAAUCCCUUGAAACCAUCCUCCUGUUGCUUUGUUAUAAGUUGAAGUACAGAAACAACUUCUUCAUGCUUAGAGGUAACCACGAGUCCGCAAACGUUACAAAGAUUUACGGGUUUUACGACGAAUGUAAGAGACGUAUGGGCUCCAAGUCCUGGAGAUUCUUCGUGGAUGUGUUCAACACUUUGCCCAUCGCAGCUACCAUUCAGGACAGGAUCUUCUGUGUCCAUGGUGGUGUAUCGCCCGAGCUUAAGGAAUUGAACCAGAUCAACCAGAUUAUGAGACCAACAGAUAUCCCAGACCAAGGGCUCCUGACAGACUUGUUAUGGAGUGACCCCGAUCCACAGAUUCAGGACUGGUCCCUAAACGAUCGAGGUGUCUCUUACACAUUCUCUAAACGUAAUGUCUACGAUAUCUGUUCGAGGUUCAAGUUUGAUUUGAUCAUCCGUGGACACAUGGUUGUAGAGGACGGCUACGAGUUCUUUGCCAAGAAGAAACUGGUAACUGUUUUCUCCGCACCUAACUACUGUGGUGAGUUCCAAAACUGGGGAGCUGUCAUGAGUGUCACAACAGGUCUGAUGUGUAGCUUCGAGCUUUUGAAGCCACAUUCACUAAAGAACAAGAAGACUAGAAAGACAAGGCGAUGA
This is a messenger RNA of Nakaseomyces glabratus, 1692 nucleotides long. It is a transcript of the gene PPQ1, whose product is annotated as protein-serine/threonine phosphatase. Gene Ontology annotation, cellular component: nucleus; cytoplasm. Lineage: Eukaryota; Fungi; Ascomycota; Saccharomycetes; Saccharomycetales; Saccharomycetaceae. Gene Ontology annotation, molecular function: protein serine/threonine phosphatase activity. The record is from RefSeq and is a predicted model, not a curated record.